Messenger RNA from Perca flavescens (yellow perch), 1509 nucleotides. RefSeq names its product fumarylacetoacetate hydrolase (fumarylacetoacetase) (gene fah). Gene Ontology annotation, molecular function: fumarylacetoacetase activity. The coding region runs from base 92 to 1348 and encodes 418 amino acids. The record is from RefSeq and is a predicted model, not a curated record. NCBI's taxonomy places the organism in Eukaryota, Metazoa, Chordata, Actinopteri, Perciformes, Percidae. The transcript is spliced from 14 exons. Gene Ontology annotation, biological process: L-tyrosine catabolic process; homogentisate catabolic process; L-phenylalanine catabolic process.
UGUCCAAAGUUUAACAUCUGGAAGUGCUUGCUGCUCCUCAGUCACUCAGUCACACAGUUAGGUUGAGUGGAAUAACACUGCCAAAGAGAAGAUGUCCUUCAUAAAAGUAGAUGCAUCGUCUGAUUUCUCCUUCCACAACCUCCCUUAUGGAAUAUUCUCCACGCCUGAUAAUCCCAAAUGUCGCAUUGGUGUUGCCAUUGGAGACCAGAUACUGGACCUCAGUGUGAUAAAGUCUUUGUUUCGAGGGCCUGUGAUUUCCAAACAUCAAGAUUUGUUUGACCAGCCCACUUUGAAUGAUUUCAUGGCUCUUGGUUAUGAGGCCUGGAGGGAGGCCAGGAGGACCUUGCAGGGCUUGCUGUCAGCCAAUGAGAGCACACUGAGAGAUGAUGUCAGCCUUCGGAGCAGAGCAUUUGUCCACCAGAGUACAGCCAUCAUGCACCUUCCUGCAGACAUUGGCGAUUACACCGACUUCUACUCGUCCAAAGAUCAUGCUACCAACGUUGGCAUCAUGUUCCGGGGGAAGGAGAAUGCUCUGAUGCCAAACUGGUUGAGGCUUCCAGUGGGAUACCAUGGUAGAGCAUCAUCAGUGGUUGUUUCUGGGACCCCCAUCCGUCGCCCCUCAGGCCAGAUGAGACCUGACCAGACAAAACCACCAGUGUUUGGACCGUCUAAACAGUUGGACAUCGAGCUGGAGAUGGCCUUCUUUGUUGGAGGAGGGAAUCAGCUCGGGGAGCCUAUUCCCAUCAAGAAAGCCCAUGAACACAUCUUUGGCAUGGUACUCAUGAAUGACUGGAGUGCCAGGGACAUCCAGGCGUGGGAGUAUGUUCCUCUUGGUCCUUUCCUGGGGAAGAACUUCGGGACAACCAUCUCACCCUGGGUCAUCCCAAUGGAAGCACUCUUACCCUUUGCAGAGCCCAACUCCAUCCAGGAUCCAGAGCCCCUUCCCUACCUGCAACACCCUGAUGCUUUCACUUUCAACAUUAACCUGUUUGUGUCACUCAAAGGACAGGACAUGGCAGAGGCAGCAACCAUCAGCAAGUCCAACUUUAAGUACAUGUACUGGACCAUGAAGCAGCAGCUUGCCCAUCACACAGUCAACGGUUGCAACGUCAGACCAGGAGACCUGCUGGCUUCUGGUACCAUCAGUGGACCUGAUCCAGAGAGUUUUGGCUCCAUGCUGGAGCUGUCAUGGAGGGGAUCUAAGAACAUCGAUCUGGGAGGAGGAGAAACCAGAACCUUCCUGAAGGAUGGAGAUGAAGUCACCAUCACAGGUUACUGUCAAGGAGAUGGAUACAGGGUGGGCUUUGGAACCUGCAUGGGAACCAUUCUCCCUGCCCUGCAGCACUGAAACACGCUUACUGUUAUUUAGGUGGGAAUCCUUUUGUGGAGCAUAAAUACUCGAAGACGCAAACGUACACGCCUACAGUAUCUCACCCACAUUUUAACCAUUUAUUUAUGUCCACAUGAGGAAAAUGGUACAGGGACACAAAUAUUAUGGAUGCAGUACAA